AUGUCAAAAUCCGAUGCCGAAGAGAGCUCGGCUACCUCCCAAGCAGACAAGGUAGCCAAGCCUACAAUAUGGCAACGAUUCAAAGCACACAUGAAAAAGUGGUGGUGGGUGUAUUUAAUUGCAUUCAUUUGCAUUUUCUUGGUGGUGUUUCUCCCAAUCAUAUACGUUGGAAUUCCUCAUUUCGCAAAUUCCUACAUUAAUAAAUAUCAAUAUGACGAAUCCGGCUUAUCAAUCACCAAUCCUCGCCCAACAGCGUUCCACGUUAGCCAGUCGAAGAAAAUAAACAUGGGCGGUGGCUUCAGUGGAAGCGGACACCUUUCAGCGUUCAAUGCCUCAAUUCGCACAUCCGAUAACAGAGAAUUUGCGAUCUUCUCAGUUCCAGAAAUUAAAUUUGACAAUGGUGCCGACCUCGACAUUGACCAGGAUCUGGAUUUGUCUUGUGUGGACUGUUUGUCUGACUUGGCGGUUUCAGCAGCCACCGACAAGGAUUUCUCUGUGGUGGCCAAGGGAAAGCCGAAUCUGAAGUUCGGUGGCUUGCCUACUGCUCAUUUGAAUAUGGAUAAGACUUUGAGUAUGAAAGGCUAUAAUGUCACCGAGUUUGUGAAUAGUCCAGGUGCAUUCAACAUCACGAGCUUGGAUCUCCUACAAGAUAACGCAGACGGCUAUAACUUCAAUGCAACACUCUCCCUUCGCAAUCCUACUGUCUUCUCAGUCGAAAUAGGACAUGUCAUGUUCAAUCUGAGCAUGGGAGGCUCCGACCUAGGAUACGUCGACCUACCCAAUCUGAUGCUUAAGCAAGAGGGCACCAGCACUGUGGUUCUAGGGAAAAUCAAUGAGACAAUGCUUGUUCAAGAGGCCUUACUAGGCAGCGGCGAAUUUGGUGAAGUCACAAUUGAUGUUCAAGGCUAUAGUUGUGACUACAACGGCCAAACCAUCCCAUAUUUUGAAGCAGCCAUCAAGGCUGUCUCCGCGUCGGCCACACUGGAUCUAACGAAAUAUGCAUCAAGUCUGUUAGAUUAG
Molecule: messenger RNA, 1020 nt
Organism: Penicillium angulare
Lineage: Eukaryota; Fungi; Ascomycota; Eurotiomycetes; Eurotiales; Aspergillaceae
Product: DUF3712 domain-containing protein
Exons: 5
Coding region: 1-1020 (339 amino acids)
Cellular component (GO): fungal-type vacuole membrane
Source: RefSeq, a predicted model, not a curated record